Daldinia caldariorum is the source of this 1125-nucleotide messenger RNA. RefSeq lists its product as uncharacterized. Bases 1 to 1125 code for a protein of 374 amino acids. The record is from RefSeq and is a predicted model, not a curated record. Lineage: Eukaryota; Fungi; Ascomycota; Sordariomycetes; Xylariales; Hypoxylaceae. The transcript is spliced from 6 exons.
AUGAGCUUCAUCUUCCCCCUCGAGACGGCAGAUCAAAAGGCCGUCGUAGCAUGCGGCGUUAUAUUUAGUUUCCUAGCAGUGCUAUCCGUCAUCUUGCGCGUAUUGGCGAGACAUAGGGCGAAUAGAACGCUUGACUGGAGUGACUAUUUUGUCAUUGCAGCAUGUUUCUUCGCUGUCGUCUAUCAAGGCGUCUCUAUCUCCUCCGUUCUAGUAGGUGGAGUAGGUUUCCACGUCGAUGAGAUAAAAAAUAGGUUCGGUAUCGAGUCUGGGGAGGAGAUGUUCCUGAAGCAUACCAUUGCCAACCAGCUACUAUGGGCCAUUAGCCUUUGUCUCUGCAGGGUAUCAAUCCUCGUACUAUCUACCAAGAUCUUUUUGGUGCAGAGUUUUAUCGUAACUGCCAGAAUCACUUAUGUUGUUGUCCUCGGAUGGGGUUUGACCGCCAUCCUCACCGCUUUUCUUCUAUGUAGGCCCUUCGCCUACAACUGGGAUAGAUCAAUCGAGGGAGGAGUUUGUGGAGAUCCUACGGUAUCAUGGGCCGUAACGGGUGUGCUAAACAUGAUUUCUGACAUAAUAAUACUCAUUAUGCCGAUGCCUUACCUGUUGAGAUUAGAGCUGGCAUGGGAAAAGCGGCUUCAGCUAAUGGUAAUCUUCGGUAUACUAGUAUUGCCCUGCAUUGUUAGUGUAGCCCGUAUCGCCGAGAUGAUCAUGAUGGACUUCAACGAUAUCACAUUCAGCUCUCCACACACCAUUUUACUCAGCUCGCUUGAGCCUUGCUUAAGUGUAAUGGCAUCAUGUGCAAUGACUAUGCGUCCCCUUUUCGGCGGUCGAUAUUCGCCUGACGGAACGGCAGGUUUUACCGGUCCCCCUAUAGCACCUCUAACAAAGAGAAAUAGCAACCGUCGAUUCCAAACGCUCAACGAAAAUACGUCUGAAACACGCCUACGCCCCGAAGAAGUAGGGUAUCAGGCAUCGAUAGCAAAAUCUUCGGAGCCAUUUAUGGGUUUCGGUAGGCUGGGCGAGCUAGGUCUUGAAAUGGGAGCAAUUUCGAUAAGGCAAGAAUGGAUUGUAAAGGAGGAGCCUCGUCCAAGCAGUUCGGGUACGGGGAAGGACAAGAGUGUAAGAUGA